Molecule: messenger RNA, 1305 nt
Organism: Zonotrichia leucophrys gambelii
Lineage: Eukaryota; Metazoa; Chordata; Aves; Passeriformes; Passerellidae
Product: olfactory receptor 14I1-like
Exons: 5
Coding region: 1-1305 (434 amino acids)
Biological process (GO): G protein-coupled receptor signaling pathway
Cellular component (GO): membrane
Molecular function (GO): odorant binding; G protein-coupled receptor activity; olfactory receptor activity
Source: RefSeq, a predicted model, not a curated record
AUGGUGGCACCAGGAGGGGACAUCAAGGUGACAGUGGCAUUGGAGACAUCGGGGAUGAACCAGAAGUGGAAAGCAGCCGCCAAGCGAGUGAAGCCCCUGUGGUACGGAGGGUGGUGGUCCAAGUACAAGCAUAGGGAGGCCUGGCAGAUUCACUACAUCACACUGCCCCAGACACGCCAGGGCAAGCGCUUCGUGCUGACCAUGGUGGAAGCCACCACUGGAUGGUUGGAAACCUACUCUGUUUCUCAUGCUGCGGCCUGGAACACCAUCCUGGGCCUGGAAAAAGAGCAAGGGCUCUUUUCGGACUCUGUGAAGGUGUUCUCCAAGGAGGAGUGGUCUCUUGUGGGUGUCCGCCGCAUGGAGGCCCUCUUUGAUGAUUGUACUGUAGACUUGGGAUCGCUGCUGGUGCAGUGGAAAAAGUACACGCGGCAGCUGCAGCUCCUGCACUUCUGCCUCUUGCUGGGCAUCUCCCUGGCUGCCCUCCUGGGCAACGGCCUCAUCAUCAGCGCCGUAGCCUGCGGCCACCACCUGCACACGCCCAUGUUCUUCUUCCUGCUCAACCUGGCCCUCAGCGACCUGGGCUCCAUCUGCACCACUGUCCCCAAAGCCAUGCACAAUUCCCUCUGGGACACCAGGAACAUCUCCUUCGCAGGAUGUGCCACACAACUCUUUCUGAUUUAUUUCUUCCUUGGAUCAGAGCUUUCCCUCCUGACCAUCAUGUGCUAUGACCACUACGUGUCCAUCUGCAAACCCCUGCACUACAGGACCCUCCUGGGCAGCAGAGCUUGUGCCCAUAUGGCAGCAGCUGCCUGGGCCAGUGCCUUUCUCAGUGCUCUCAUGCACACAGCCAAUACAUUUUCCCUGCCCCUGUGCCACGGCAAUUCCCUGGGCCAGUUCUUCUGUGAAAUCCCACAGAUCCUCAAGCUCUCCUGCUCCAAAUUCUACCUCAGGGAACUUGGGCUCAUUGCUGUUAGUUCCUGUUUGGUAUUGGGUUGUUUUGUGUUCAUUAUUUUCUCCUAUGUGCAGAUUUUCAGGGCUGUGCUGAGGAUCCCCUCUGAGCAGGGACGGCACAAAGCCUUUUCCACCUGCCUCCCUCACCUGGCCGUGGUCUCUCUGUUCCUCAGCACGGUUAUCUUUGCUCACUUGAAGCCUCCCUCCAUGUCCUCCCCAUCCCUGGAUCUGGGCCUGUCAGUUCUUUACUCGGUGGUGCCUCCAGCCCUGAACCCCCUCAUCUACAGCCUGAGGAACCAGGAGCUCAAGGCUGCAGUGUGGAGGCUGAUGACUGGAGGCUUUCAGAAACAUUAA